GAAAAGCCAACAAUGUGUAGCAAAUGGUACAAACAAGAGUUGAGAAAAGAUGGGGCGUGAUUUCAUGGUUUCAAAUGGGAAGUCAUCAUGUGUAUUUAAGGGGAAAAUAUUUUGUUUUUCUAGUUCCUUUCCAGAAGAUCGGAGAGCUGAAAUUGUUGAAUGGAUAAAUCAAGGGGGAGGCGAGGUUGUUGAAGAUCACAUGAAGCAGAAAGUGCACUUCACUGUUGAAUGUCAUGGUGGGAUACCAAGGAGUACAGACGUUCAUAGUACUUAUGUGUCAAGUCAUCGGGUUCGAUCAUGUUUAGAGGAUGGAUGUUUGUGGGAUACCAAUGGGCACAUUUUCUAUUCUCCUCUUCCUUGCUGUGUCCCUUUGCCUGGAUUUGAAAACAUACGGUUUUGUGUUUCACAAUAUGAUGACAAAGACAGAGUAUUGUUAAGAAAUCUGUGUUUUGUACUUGGGGCCAAGUUUGUGGAGAAGCUGACAAAGAAGGUAACCCAUCUAAUAUGCAAGUUCACCGAUGGGACAAAUUAUGAGGCUGCUUGUAAAUGGGGGAAACAAUGCAUUACAGCUGAAUGGAUAUAUGAGUGUGUCAGCCAGAUUUUCCCGCCAGACUGUUCGCUUGUUGGUCAAGACCAUUCAGAAACUUCUCCAAUUGGUGCUUUAUCUAACCAGUGGUCAAAAAGAGCUGAAAGAAAAGAAGAUGUCGGCAAUUCUACUACUGAAGAUGGGACUGUGGGCAUAUGUGAUGGCUUUAGUGAAACACAAACAGAGUCUCAGGUUGAUGACGGUGAAUGGGAGCUGUAUCCACAAGUAACUGCUCUAUGCAUUGGAAAUGCUAAAUACUUUGGCGUGGUAUGAAAAUUG
Cucumis sativus (cucumber) is the source of this 865-nucleotide messenger RNA. Its product is annotated as DNA topoisomerase 2-binding protein 1-A-like. The coding region runs from base 50 to 859 and encodes 269 amino acids. The record is from RefSeq and is a predicted model, not a curated record. Gene Ontology annotation, biological process: DNA replication initiation; mitotic DNA replication checkpoint signaling; mitotic G2 DNA damage checkpoint signaling. The transcript has 6 exons. Lineage: Eukaryota; Viridiplantae; Streptophyta; Magnoliopsida; Cucurbitales; Cucurbitaceae.